AUGUUUGAUGUAGACCGUAUAUUCGUCACCAAUCCUCCCUCCAAAUUAUUUAACACAGCAUGUACCCUGACACAGUGCACCGCUACAGCCAACUUCCAGAAUGAAGUCAAGAGUUGGAUGUCCAAUGCUCUCACACUAAAGGAGGCAGAUUGGCAGGCUAAUAAAAAACCUGAACUUAUUGAUGAAUAUUAUUUUUGCGAUCUCGCUUUAAAUGUUAUCGGGAUUCUUGAGGGAGCCAUAAAAGAGGUUGCAGUCAUUCUGGGAAAUGAUAAAGCUCAGAGAAUUUGGUUGCAGAUGGGCAGCUUCCUAAUGAGUUAUAAGAACUCCAUGGAGGAAUAUCUUAAAAGCCAGCAGAUGAACAUGACUGAAAUCCUGAAAGCCCAGCUGUUUAAUAUAAGCAAGAUAAGGGAUUAUAUAGAGAAACAGGAGACUCUUCGAGAAGAAGUGAAAGUAGCCUGGCUGUCAACUGUAUCAGAGCUAAGACACUCCUGUCACAAGUACUUCCUCAGCCCCAUACACAAGGAUCUCAAGGUCAUUUACUGUAAAUUAUGGACUCCACCCUGGUUUACAGAGCAUGACGAGAUUAUUGCUAAACUAGAAGAUGCACUGAAUGAGAAAAUUCAGUCACUGAAGGACCUACACUGUGCCUGUCGAAAGGAGCUGUUAAGUCAGCUGCAUUUUGAGGUGAUGAUUGAAUAUGUCAAGAGGAUGUUAAAGAGGAAACUGAAACUAAAAAACAAGGACAAGCAGGAGGCAGCGGCACGCUUUCUGUGUGAGGACAAUGACAGAAUCAGCACUCUAUUUUAUAGAAAUGGAUCGGAGAAGGAAUGGCUAUCUGAAAUUUUGCCUAGAGUUUCAGAAGUGAUAAAGGAGCAAGAUCCAGAAAACCUUGAACUAGAAAUCUGUGUACUGCUAAAACACCACCCUGACCUCAGUGAACGUCAGGUCUGUCAGCUCUUGCAGCUGAAAAGUAGAUGUCCAGAUGUGUACAUGGUCAGAGAGUGUUACCAUCAGACUGUGAACAACCUGGAAGUCUCUGAGCCGAAUCCAACUUUCUUCUGCCAUGUGCCUAGUAGUAUCUCACUGAGCUUCUAUCCUUGUUUAUGCAUGCUCCCCUUCUUUCGUUGAU
This is a messenger RNA of Neoarius graeffei (lesser salmon catfish), 1129 nucleotides long. RefSeq names its product tumor necrosis factor, alpha-induced protein 2a (gene tnfaip2a). Gene Ontology annotation, molecular function: SNARE binding. The transcript is spliced from 9 exons. The record is from RefSeq and is a predicted model, not a curated record. Bases 1 to 1128 code for a protein of 375 amino acids. Gene Ontology annotation, cellular component: exocyst. NCBI's taxonomy places the organism in Eukaryota, Metazoa, Chordata, Actinopteri, Siluriformes, Ariidae. Gene Ontology annotation, biological process: exocytosis; exocyst localization.